AUGAGUGCGGAUUUUAGUAUCUCGUCAGGCUGUGAAACCUGUAUUGGUUUCUUAGUAGGAGGCUCUCUUUUAGUCGCGGCUUUUCUGGGAACUGCUGGAAUUACGUUAGUGUGUCUUUAUUGUCGCAGAGAAAGAGGCACAAGUGGUUCUCAGGCUGACGAAGAAAAGUCUCCUCCUAUGAACCUUAACCAAUUACUACAUUUAUCCCGCCCCCCCUCUCCACAUACCUUUUCAAAUUAUUUACAUAACGAUCUUAUCGUCCAUCACCCUUUUAAUAAUACUGCAUUGACGACGUCCGAAUCUUUAAAUAUCGAUUCUUGGGAUAAAUAUAUUGCUUAUAUUACUAUGAUACCGGAACGACCGUGUUUGCAUUAUGAAAUUGAUGAAAACCGAGUAUCAUUGGUUACAAGCGAAUCAAAACCGCCUGCAUCCGUCAAAAAUGACAUUAAUGAUGACGAGAAAAUUGAUAAAGAUCGUACAAAAAUUUCGCAACAAUCUUAA
Molecule: messenger RNA, 501 nt
Organism: Dentiscutata erythropus
Lineage: Eukaryota; Fungi; Glomeromycota; Glomeromycetes; Diversisporales; Gigasporaceae
Source: the annotation of a GenBank genome assembly